GAAUCUAGAUGUACGACGGUUCUAUUCCAUCCAUCCCUUUGGCAUUGAAAUUCUUGUUGAUUGUAUUCGGGUUACUUUGUGAUAGUUUCUUUAUUUAUUUUAGUGUGGUUACGUUAAUAACUUCCAUGGCCAUUAGUGUUAUAGAGUGUUUGGGUGACUGAAAGUGUUUAAUAGUGUAAUCUUCUCUAAAAUAGUGCACUUUAUGAAGUUGCUACAAUAUUUUCAAAAUGGAGGAGACAAAUGAUAGUAAUGGUAAAAAUACAAUUAAACAAAUGAAAUCUGUUGAAAUAAGUGACCUUGACGAGGAAAAUCCGAAAGCUGAUGUUCCAGUUGCGGAAACAAAGAUUUGUUUGGUUGGAGCUGCUAAUUCAGAUCCUGAAGUUGUAAAAUCAGCCGAGGUAUUUGGAGUUGAAGUGAUCACAUCAGAAGAUGGUUCUCUCUGCCACAGUUCCCUCCCUCUCUCUACCAUAUUCGUCCUCAAUGAAUUCGAGGGCUCAGUGUUCGAAAAUCUUCAUAAGCUGGGUCACAGGAUACUGGGUACAACAGCGGUGAGAGAACUGGCAGCCAGGAAGGAACCAUUGCCUCAAAACAGCAGGCCUCUAUACAGCCUGGCCAUGUGGGGCCUGAUCGUGUGUUUCACUGGUUUCCGCAAGAAAGAGGAACUGAUGAGGUUGAUACAGAAAAUACACAACAUGGGUGGUAGUAUACGCAAGGAAAUGAACAGCAAGGUGACACAUCUGGUGGCGCAGAGGUGUGGUGGAGAUAAGUACCAGUAUGCUAUGACGUUCCGCGUGCCUGUGGUCUCAGCCAGCUGGGUACAUGACGCUUGGGCCAUGCGAUCUCAGCCAGAUUACUCUGCUGCUGAUGUCACUGUUAUUUCAAACCACAAGUUAAAGCCAUUCCAGGGUGCGAGGGUGUGCUUUUUGGGGUUCCCAGAGGAUGAACAGAGACACAUGGCAGAGGUGUUGGUGCAAAACGGGGGAACACACACGGACCAUGAGGACACCCAAUGCAGUCAUAUGGUGCUGGAUAGUGCUGUAACGUAUGACUUGAUCAAAGCAGGCGCAUGGGUGUCACAGAGCCCUCCCUCAUCCACAACCCUCCCCUCUACGUCCACUCCCCAUGUAGACCACCACGACAAUGUGGACGAACAGAUGGAUGCCUCUCCCAUCCGCCCAAAAGCCACAGCCACAUCCAUGGAUAUAUCUCCGGAACAUCCGUUCCAUAAGGAACUCACUCAAAUAAGAAAUGACAUGUUGAAAACUUCUAGUGAAAUAAUUGGAAAACGGUUAUCACUCACACCAUCAAUGUCCCCAGGAGUCUUGAAUUCUCCUCUUUCCAACAUUAAAAACAAAACUGAUUUAGCUACUAUAAAAGAAUCCUCCCCUUUAACUAUAUCUACAAGGGAAGUUAGCGCAAAAAAGGAGCUAUCAUUCUCUGAUAAUGACGAAUGUGCCUCUCCUAGAUUAGAUACUAAAAGAAGGAAGACAGUAUCUCCUGCUGAACUAAAUCCUGCACGGAAGUUUAAGAAAUCCCCAAAAGAAGGUUUUAAAAAAUUUACACAUUCGUCUUUGAGGAAAUCCUUCAAAAACAAAACUAAUUCUCUGGCACGAUGGAUUUCGAGUAGUGAUGUCUGUACAAAGGCUUCACCUCGUGUGAGUGGCAAGGUGGUUAAGAUGGACAUGCCACCCCCCUCUACUCCUACCAUGCUCCAUCCCUCGACCCCCACUAUUCCUGCAGAUGAUCUGCUCCAUCACUCACCUCCACCCAGACCCUCUCUGGGCUUCAGCACUGGACAAGAGGAUUCUCACCGCAUGCCUAUGGUGGUUGACGAAUCGACAGUGAGUACCCUGCCAGCACAGGCUCCCCACCAGACUUUCAUCGUUAAGGCAGAGUGGUUCUGGGCGUCAGUGCAGAACGAGGGCUGUGUGGACGAGAAAGAUUACCUGUUUGAAGAUUAUCUUGAGAGUCUGCUAAGUCCUUCGCGCCGCACAACGCCAGUCGCUGUGGGCACACGGGCACGCAAGCGCAAGCGGCUGCAGGACGCUGUGGCACGUCUGGCGUCCGGCUCAAGUGUCACCCCCAACACCAACAAGCGGCGCUCAUCAGUCAGUGAUGCUGGUCUGCUCAGUGUCAGUGGUUCUUUUGUUGACUGCACCAGCCCUGGAAACACAUCAAUAACAGGAGAGGUGGAUUCAGUAGCCGGCGACUCUCCGCUGUCACUCAAAAACCUCAGCCCCAGACAUCAGGUGUUCCUGGAACUGGUGCAGACGGAGUUCAACUAUGUUAACACUCUCAACACAAUCAUGACGCUUUACAAAGAGCCACUGGAGAAGAUGUGUGAGACGGAGAACCAACUACUACAUCCGACUGAGGUAAAAAUCAUCUUUGGUCACCUGCCACCCAUCUACCAGACCCACUGUCAGAUGCUGGAGCAGCUCAAAUGGGCGGCCACUCAUUGGACUGAGGACAUCAGUAUCGGCAACAUUAUACUCAAGUUUUCAAGUGACUUAGUGAAGGCGUAUCCUCCAUAUGUCAACUUCUACGAGAACACAAGGGAACUUUUGCUGAAGUGUGAUCAGACGAUGCCCAGGUUCCAUGCAUUCCUCAAGAUCGGCCAGACCAAGCCAGAGUGUGGGCGACAGAGCUUGCUUGACCUGCUUAUCCGGCCAGUACAGAGGCUACCCAGCAUCAAUCUCCUACUUAAUGAUAUCUUGAAACACACAAGUAAGAGUAACCCAGACUACAGUGCACUACAAGCUGCAGCCAGCGCUAUACGAGAGGUGACAACACACAUCAAUGAGGACAAGAGGCGUACUGAAGGACAGAUGGUCAUGUUUGAUAUCUUCAACGACAUUGAAAACUGCCCGCCACACCUGGUGUCGUCUCACCGCAGCUUCAUCACUCGGUGUGACAUCACUGAGCUCAGCGAUGGACUCAGUGGUCGCGGAGAUGCUCUCGCAUUCUUCCUCUUUUCUGAUAUUGUGGAAGUAUGUAAAAAACGUUCAAAAGCUUUCAACUCUCUGAAGAGCCCCAAUACAACAAAACUGAGCAAUGGCAAAUCUUUCAAACAUGUUCGUCUGAUGCCCUUGUCUCACAUCAAGAGGGUGAUCGACAUCACAGAAACAGAAGAAUGUCACAAUGUGUUUGCACUAAUGUGCAAGAGCAACCAGGAGCUGAAGGAGAAGCUUUAUUCUUUCACCAUAACAGAUGAGGGUACGGAUAAGAUGACAUUUCUACGAACACUCUGUCGACAAAUGGCCAACACUGUUUGCAGGCCAGAUGCGGAGAACUUCUUGGCCUCUCUAGAUCCUGAACAGCUUGAUAUUGACACCAGUGAUAUUGGUGUAGGGACACUGAGCAAAGCGUUCAAUAGGAUCGCAUCUCGUACUAGGACAAAGGUGGGAAGGGCUUUCAGUUUCAACAAAACUCCAAGCAAGUUAAAACGAGCCAUGUCAACAAUGAUGAGUCCUUUUGGCAGCACAAGCAACUUGACCCCUGCGUCUCAACUAGCUCAGAUGAGGCUGGCAAGCUGCAAUAACCUUACUGAAUUGGGAAGUGCUACACCAUCGCCUGCACCACAGUAUACAGCCCCUAUGUCAGUUCAGCCAACUCGACGCAACAAACACUCUUCUUUAAGUGUGGCAUCACUGCGCCGGUUAUGACAUAUUUAUUGACCCACGUUUAAAAACUGUGGGCUGCUCUCGGAGUGUAUAUAUGUACAUUGGUCCGCCCGUCCCAUAUACCCCAUAGUGUCUAGCUAUGGCUUUCAUCUAGAUCUGAUCUAGUAUAUUGUACUGUUGGUGCUGUUAAUGAAGAAUCUCAUUCAAUUUAUUAAAAGUAUUCCUGCCAGUCAUUGGGUACUUCUUUAAGAGGCUACUUAUUCUCAUUGUGAAAUUAUAUUGUGUAUAGUAUUUUUAGCUUUAAAGUAAACCUGAAAGUUUUGAUACAACAUAUUUUAUGAUAAUCGAUAUUAAAAUUAUUUAAUAUUUAAUGAAGGUAUCUUUACAAUUUUAUAUGGUAACAAUACUCAUGUAGAAAGGCUCUAUUAUAUUACGUUGCUAGUUUGAUUUAAAAGCCAUUCCUAGCUUAAUUGAGUGCCCCAAAUAUUAUCCCCAACAAAAUUUGAAAAAAGUAAAUAAGUUUUUUGUUUUAAUUAUUUUAAAUAUGCUAUUUAAGACAAUUACGGUACACCUUUUAUCAAAGCCAUUUCCACUUUUUAUUUUAUCCCCACAAGUAUAGUUGUGUACUCUUGAAUGAUUCGGAAAUAUAAAUUGUUUUGUACUAAAGAAUAUAAACUAAGCAGGAUUUAUUUUGAGAAAAAAGUUUUCCUACAGAUUUGUGUUUACAACCAGUUACAUUGUACAAUUUAGUUAACUAAAUCAGAAAAUUUACAGGAUUUUAAGUCUCAUAUGUUUAUUUUUAUGGAGAAUUUUGAGAUAUUUUCUUGUAUUCUGCAAAUUGUAUACUGAUUCUAUUUAAAAAGUAGUCUGGAUUGGAAUUACAAAGAAAUAACUUUUUUAUAACCAUUUAAAGUAGUUCUAUCUGAGUCCAGUAUUAUAUACAGCACUGUUUCCAAUUUAAAAUGAUUUUCUGCCAAGUUCGUUAGAAAAAAAAAAAACGUAAAACCUGUAGGAUAAUGUUCACUAUUAAUUAUUUGAUUUAUUGGGAUUAUGUCUUGGUGAAUAUUCCCUUAGUAACAUAUUAUGAUCCAUGUGGUGUAAAAAGCCUAUUAUCUACUUUUCGUAAGAGUCUUUCCAAAUUUCUCUAAAACAUUUUAAAAAAUUGAAAAAAGGCUAUUUCUGAUAUAUCAUAUAUGAUGAAAAUUUUUGAGCCUACGAGAGAAAACUUUACAAAGUUCAAGGAACUAAUCAAUCCAAGCUCACCCAACUUUGUAAGUAAAUCAGGCAAAGUACAAAGUUUUAAUCGAUAGAAUUUCAUCUCACUGUGAUGUAUAUUAGCAAAUAUAAAAUGUCAGGAUACUUUAGUAUAGGCCUUAAACUUGUAAUCCAGAGAAUGUUGAUAUCCAUAUUUCUGAAUCUUUAUUUUAGUUUGUGUUCAGAACAUAAAAAAUAAAAUAAUAAUGACUCAUACCAGUUUGAACUUAACAUCUAAGUAUAUUACAAUUUAACAGACAUAAUCGUUACAGACAAAAUAUUAAAAUAGUUUAGCUAAUGUGACUUAUGAAAUAUAGAUCACUUACUUGAAAGUUAAUAAAUUAUGAAUAACAAGGGAGAAUUCCAUUGCUUUUAUUUUUAAUCCUUAAUAGAAAAAAAAUUGUGUUUCUUUAAAAUAUGUGGCCAAGCAAACUGAACUUUGCUGGUAUCCUGUAUUCAAUAUCCUUAGGAUAUAGGAUAGUUCUUAGGAGUUCAAAUUAUCAAAGAUAAGUUGAAUCCAUUCUUUCCCUGGAGCUUUUAGGGAAAUCGUACAAGUGAAUUUAAAUUUUGUUUGUGGCUAUCCAUUUAUCAUAUUAACAUUUACUUAAUUGCAGUCAUAUUGAUUGAAGUGGUUCUGUAAGGUGAUGCAAUUGGUUCUUGGUUUGGUUAAUGGAUCACAAUCCAUUAAGAUGGAAAAGAAGAAGAGAAUAGGUAAAACAGAGAAACAAUUUUUAUUACUCUACAAGGAAUAAUAGCCUUUAAAGCAAUAAAUGUUUUAGAUAAAUAUAACCAGGUCUAAGAAAGAACAAAAGAAUGAAUAAUAAGUAUAUGAAAUCUCUGUAACGUGUAUAUGCAUAAUGGUGGGAAUGACAUGUGAAUUAUAAUCUGUGAGAAUGACAGGGUUUGAAAUGAAACACUAUUAAAGGAAAUAAAAUACAGCAUUCCCCUCCUUCAUCUCUCAUAUACUCAUAUACUCUCAUUGUCAUUUAUAUCUUUUUCAUCAGCUGUUUUUCCAUAGGUCUCAUUUCAAGAUGGGUCAAAUUAUUAUAUUAAAUGGUUACCAUUCCAAAUGGAAUAAUAAAAAAUGUUAUAUAUUUUCUGUCUUCAGAGAAUCUUAAAGGAUUGUGAUAAAAAUGAUUACAUAAAUCAAAGCAAAUAAACUCAGUGGAAAACUGAUUACACCACCUUAAUCUUGUCACUUAAAGGGACUGUUCAUAUUAUUUGAUAUCUCAUCUUUGGCCAAACCUUCUCACUAAUGAUUAUCAUUUUAAAUUUUAAAAUGCAAAAUUUUAAAUUUUACAUUACUGUUGGUGGGAAUUUUGUAUACUGAAAUUAAAAGUUGCUCACUGAAUAAAACCAUUUUGUUAUAUUAUUAGUUGUGGUGUGUGUAUGUGUAAUGCACAAACUUCAAAAUGUUUCCCUAAUCCUUCAUUAUGUUUAAAAACGGUUUAAACAGGAACUAAUCCAGAUCUGUCCUUUUCCUACGUUUCAAGUCUUGGAACUUACUUAGCAGACAAGGAACAUUCCAGAUAUUUUUAAAUUGUGAUGCAAGCAAUCCCCGAAAUCAACAAAUUAUUACAAUUUUUACAUUUUAAAUACAGUUUAUUUCAAGAGUAAUAUUUUUUAAAGUUGUCAGUGGAAUGAACUUAUGUUCAAUUGCUGAACUAAGUAAUUAUUACGUUGAGUAACAACUUUUCUCUCUGUAAUUGAUUACCGUAUCCUUAAACCUUAAAUUGAAAUUUUCAUACAAUAUGAAAGGAACUAAUGAUAUUUUAAUACAAUUAUAUUUAUUUAGUUAUCAACAAACGAUGUGGUUUAAAGUUUUAAAAACAUGUUUAUGUCUUUUGUCAUAUAAAACUUCUUGGCUAUUUUAGGUUGGAAUUGUUUUUGUUCAAUAAGUCGUAUUCACAAACAUAACUUUUAUUACAAUAUUUAAAACAUAUUUAUUAUUUAAUUAACAUCAGUAAUUAUUAAUACAGUGUACAAGUAAAUUGCAAAAAUACUUGUAAAAUGAAAGCAGGGUUAUUACAAACUGGGACGUUCUUCGUUGAUGGUUGAACCUAUUUUGUACCAUGUAUAGCAGUCAUUAUAUAUAUCUAACAAGUCAAUUAUUAUUGUAGUACUAAAUAAGCAUAAACGAGUGUAGUGUCUCUCUUCUUGUACAUUUUUAUUUAGUUAUAUCCUGUAUUAUAGAUUAGGAUUAGUUUUGUACAUAGGUGAUAGUCUAAAUUUAGCUCUCUGUUGUCAAACUGGUACUAUGUUGAAUAUUGACCGAUGGACAAUUUUUAUAGAUAAGUACAAAUUGUUAUCUUGUGAUUAUUGUUAUUAGCUUUUUUAGAACUAAGAUAAAAACAGUUCUUUAUUACAAUAUUAAGAAAGAUGGAA
Messenger RNA from Homalodisca vitripennis (glassy-winged sharpshooter), 7262 nucleotides. It is a transcript of the gene pbl, whose product is annotated as protein ECT2. The transcript is spliced from 20 exons. Gene Ontology annotation, molecular function: guanyl-nucleotide exchange factor activity; GTPase activator activity. Gene Ontology annotation, cellular component: cell cortex; nucleus. Gene Ontology annotation, biological process: intracellular signal transduction; activation of GTPase activity; regulation of cytokinesis, actomyosin contractile ring assembly. Bases 228 to 3665 code for a protein of 1145 amino acids. The record is from RefSeq and is a predicted model, not a curated record. Lineage: Eukaryota; Metazoa; Arthropoda; Insecta; Hemiptera; Cicadellidae.